Molecule: messenger RNA, 3821 nt
Organism: Salvia miltiorrhiza (redroot sage)
Lineage: Eukaryota; Viridiplantae; Streptophyta; Magnoliopsida; Lamiales; Lamiaceae
Product: copper-transporting ATPase RAN1-like
Exons: 9
Coding region: 626-3595 (989 amino acids)
Biological process (GO): monoatomic cation transport
Cellular component (GO): membrane
Molecular function (GO): copper ion binding; ATP binding; ATPase-coupled monoatomic cation transmembrane transporter activity
Source: RefSeq, a predicted model, not a curated record
UCGGUCAAUUGCAUCUAAAAUCCCAUUUGUAAAUGUGAAAAGGGUUUAAUAAUACGAUCAAAAGCUUUAAACUUUAUUAAUGGAAAAGAAUGAAAACAAAUCCGAAAUGGAUUUCAAGUGCAAGAUUUGGAAAAUUGGGGAUGGGGAACGUAAAGAUUGGAUCUUUUGGGUCAAUGUGGACCAAAAUCCCAGCUGCUCACCUUUUCUUUUUUCGGUUGUUGUCCACAACAAGAAGAAAUUCACGAUUGUAUAAAAUGUAUCAAGAUCGGCAGCUUCAUAUAUUGGAUUACCUCUUUGGCUCGUCUUCUUAGCCUGUAAUGACUCCAAUGGCUAAUUAUUAAGUGGGAAUGGGUAAAAGAAAACCAAAUUUGGUAUAUUUGUGACAAAUGAAUGCAGUAGUAUUUGUUGAUUCCAUCGGCUAGCCUAUUUGGUUUUGCUCACCGAGAGACUUUCUCUUUCCUCCACCGUUCUUGCUUACAAAUUCGCUGUCUCUCUUCUUCUCCUCUGCCUCCCUCACUCACCAAAGAUUCUUCCUUCUCCUCCUGCAUAUAAAUUGAUAAAUAAAUCUACAUCUCGAGCUACUACUCUUUUGAUAUCUUUCUCAAUCACCGUCGGUGGUCGGUGAAUGGCGCCGAGGACGAGGGACCUGCAGCUGACCGCCGUUGCCGGAAAAAGCUCGGACGACGACGCCGGUGAGGAGGAUAGGUUGUUGGGCGCCUACGACGAUGAGGGUUCUGACAACUUGCGCAGAAUUCAGGUGGGGGUGACUGGGAUGACGUGUGCAGCCUGCUCGAAUUCUGUGGAAUCGGCGCUCAGGAGCCUCGAUGGCGUCGUCACGGCCUCCGUCGCCUUGCUGCAGAACAAGGCUGACGUUUCAUUUAAUUCGUCCCUGCUCAAGGAUGAAGACAUUAUAAAUGCAAUCGAAGAUGCUGGGUUUGAUGCUGAAAUUCUACCAGAUCCAAGUGCAACUCGAUCUAAUCUACGACGGACCUUGAUAGGUCAGUUUACCAUAGGAGGAAUGACAUGUGCAGCUUGUGUAAAUUCUGUGGAAGGGAUUCUAAGGAACGUACCAGGUGUGAAAAAAGCUGUAGUUGCCUUGGCUACUUCUUUAGGUGAGGUUGAAUACGACCCAGCUUUUAUUAGCAAAGAAGAUAUAGUCAAUGCAAUAGAAGAUGCUGGUUUUGAAGCUUCAUUUGUACAGAGUAAUGAGCAGGAUAAACUUUUGCUUGGGAUUUCUGGAAUUGCAAGUGAAACUGAUGUACAGUUGUUAAAAGAAAUACUUUGCAACUUAAAGGGUGUGAGGCAAUUUUCUAUUGACCAAACAACACAAGAUUUGGAGAUUCAUUUUGAUCCGGAGCUUCUUGGUUCCAGAAAAUUAGUUGAUGAGAUUGAAAGUGCCAGCUCUGGAAAAUUAAAAUUGUCUGUAAAGAACCCUUAUGCUAGAAUGGCUUCUAAGGAUCUAGAAGAGUCAUCAAACGUGUUUCGGCUGUUUACUGCUAGCUUUAUUCUCAGCGUUCCCCUUCUUUUCAUGAGAGUCGUCUGUCCACGCAUACCUUUAUUGUAUUCUUUACUACUAAGGCGCUGUGGUCCCUUCCAAAUGGGUGAUUGGCUGAAGUUGGUUUUGGUAACUGUUGUUCAAUUUGUUAUUGGCAAGCGUUUCUAUGUUGCAGCCGGCAGAGCACUUAGAAAUGGUUCAACAAACAUGGAUGUCCUGAUUGCAUUGGGAACUUCUGCUUCAUACUUUUAUUCCGUAUAUGCAUUACUCUAUGGUGCAAUGACUGGGUUCUGGUCUCCAAGGUACUUUGAAACAAGUGCUAUGCUGAUAACUUUUGUACUUCUUGGAAAGUACUUGGAAAGCCUUGCCAAGGGGAAGACAUCAGAUGCUAUUAGAAAGCUUGUGGAGCUCUCUCCUGCAACUGCUACAUUGCUUAUCAAAGACGCGGGUAGAAACGUUGUUGGAGAAAGGGAAAUUGAUGCUUUAUUGAUUGAGCCUGGUGACCUUUUGAAGGUACUUCCAGGGACAAAGGUGCCUGCUGAUGGUUCUGUAGUAUGGGGUUCAAGUUAUGUGAAUGAGAGUAUGGUCACUGGUGAAUCUGCUCCGGUUCUGAAAGAGAUCAAUUCACCAGUUAUCGGGGGUACUAUCAACUUGCAUGGAUCGCUUCACAUAGAGGCCAACAAAGUGGGAUCUAAUACAGUUUUAAGCCAAAUUAUAUCUCUGGUUGAGGCGGCACAGAUGUCUAAAGCUCCCAUUCAGAAGUUCGCUGAUUUUAUUGCAAGCAUCUUUGUGCCGUCAGUAAUAACUUUGGCACUAUUAACAUUACUAGGAUGGUAUGUUGCUGGGGUUGUUGGAGCCUACCCUAAGGAGUGGCUGCCAGAGAAUGGCAAUUAUUUUGUAUUUUCCCUUAUGUUUGCAAUAUCAGUUGUUGUAAUUGCUUGCCCAUGUGCACUUGGGUUGGCCACCCCAACUGCGAUCAUGGUUGCAACGGGAGUAGGAGCUAAAAAUGGUGUGCUGAUAAAAGGAGGAGAUGCACUGGAGAGGGCGCAAAAGAUCAAGUAUGUCAUAUUUGAUAAGACUGGAACAUUAACCCAAGGGAAAGCCACAGUGACAACUGCAAAAGUUUUUUCAGGAAUGGAUCGUGGCGAUUUCCUUACGUUAGUAGCUUCAGCUGAGUCUAGCAGCGAACACCCAUUGGCCAAGGCUAUACUUGAAUAUGCACGCCAUUUCCAUUUCUUCGAUGACCUUCCGGAUACAAAGAAUGGUAACAACAAGUCUUUUGAAUGGCUUCUUGAUGUAACUGAUUUCUCUGCUUUGCCUGGACAUGGUGUGCAGUGCUUUAUUGAUGGAAAAAAGAUUUUGGUUGGCAACCGGAAGCUGAUGGCUGAGAAUGGCAUCACUGUUGCAGAGCACGUGGAGAAGUUUGUCGUGGACUUGGAAGAAAGUGCCAAGACGGGGAUACUGGUGGCCUAUGAUAAUGAUCUAAUUGGUGUUGUGGGGAUAGCAGAUCCACUAAAGAGGGAAGCUGCUGUGGUCAUCGAGGGCCUCAAGAAAAUGGAUGUGGUUCCUGUCAUGGUCACCGGUGAUAACUGGAGAACUGCUCAAGCUGUGGCCAAAGAGGUGGGCAUUACAGACGUGAGGGCAGAAGUGAUGCCGGCUGGAAAAGCUGAUGUUGUGCGGUCACUACAAAAAGGGGGGAGUUUGGUAGCAAUGGUGGGUGAUGGGAUCAACGACUCUCCUGCUCUGGCGGCGGCAGAUGUAGGCAUGGCGAUAGGAGCAGGGACGGACAUUGCAAUAGAGGCAGCUGAUUAUGUGCUGAUGAGGAGCAGCUUGGAAGAUGUGAUAACAGCUAUAGAUCUUUCGAGGAAGACCUUGCAGCGAAUCCGACUGAAUUAUGUGUUUGCGAUGGCGUACAACAUAGUUGCCAUCCCAGUAGCAGCCGGGCUUCUGUAUCCCUCUCUAAAAAUCAAGUUGCCGCCGUGGGUAGCCGGAGCCUGCAUGGCUUUAUCAUCUGUAAGUGUUGUGUGCUCAUCUCUGCUGCUCAGGAGAUACAGAAGACCCAGGCUUACAACCUUAUUGGAGAUCACUGUAGAGGACUAGUACUAGCUGUUUUUCAAAAUAUUGUCUUUGAGUGAGAGAGAGAGAGAGGCAGAGUUGCCAGUUUUAUCGGGUGAUUUUGAUCUCCCUAUUCUUGUGUAUUAUUAUUAAACAGGUAAAUGUAAAUGAGAUGCAUUGUCUUGUUCUUGUAGGAUAUAAUACGAGAUCUUCAAAGGGUGUUUUAACUCCACAUUUUAAAGAUUAUAUAUAGUUAUGAUUAUGAAACCAA